ACUUGGGCCCAACUUUUGAUGGAUUAAGUGACAAUGGCUCAGGCAGAAGUUCAGAUGGAAAUUGAAAGAAUUUGCUGUUCCAUCUGUCUGGAUCAACUGAAGGAUCCGGUGGCUAUUUCCUGUGGACACAACUACUGCAUGAACUGUAUUAAAACCCACUGGGAUGAAGAGGAUGAGAAGAAACUCUACAGCUGCCCUCAGUGUAGGCAGACCUUCACACCGAGGCCUGUCCUGGUGAAGAACACCAUGUUGGAAGAUUUAGUGGAAGAGAUGAAGAAGACUGGACUCCAAGCUGCUCCUGCUGAUCACUGCUAUGCUGGACCUGAAGAUGUGGCCUGUGAUGUCUGCACUGGGAAGAGACUGAAGGCCUUUAAGUCCUGUCUGGUGUGUCUGGCUUCUUACUGUGAGAAACAUCUUCAGCCUCAUUAUGACUCACCAACAUUUAAGAAACACACGCUGGUGGACCCCUCCAACAAGCUCCAGGAGAGCAUCUGCUCUCGUCACAAUGAGGUGAUGAAGAUGUUCUGCCGUAAUGAUCAGCAGUGUAUCUGUUAUCUCUGCUUAAUGGAUGAACACAAAAGCCAUGACACAGUCUUAGCUGCAGAAGAAAGGACCGAGAGGCAGAAAGAGCUGGAGGGGAGUCGACUUAACAUCCAGAAGAGAAUCCUGAACAGGGAGGACAACCUGAAGCUGCUCCAUCAGGAGGUGGAGGCCAUCAACAUCUCUGCUGAUGAAACAGUGGAGCACAGUCAGCAGAUCUUCACUGAGCUCUUCUGUCUCAUGGAGGAAAGAAGAUCUGAUGUGGAGCAGCAGGUCAGAUCCCAGCAGAGAACUGAAUUGAGUCGAGUCGAAGAGCUUCAGGAGAAAGUGGAGCAGGAGAUCACUGAGCUGAAGAAGAGUGACGCUGAGCUGAAGAAGAUCUCACACACAGAGGAUCUCAACCAGUUUCUACUCAACUACCCCUCACUGUCACCCCUCAGUGAGUCCACAGUCUCAUCCAGCAUCAACAUCCGUCCUCUGAGAUACUUCAAGGACGUGAAAACGUUUGUUUCAGAAGUCAGAGAUGAACUACAGGACGUCCUGACAGAGAAAUGGACAAAUAUCUUACUGAUGGUGAGUAAAGUGGAUGUGUUCCUGCCACAAGCAGAGCCCAAGACCAGAGCUGGAUUCUUAAAGUAUUCACGUAAAAUCACACUGGAUCCAAACACAGCAAACACACGGCUGUUAUUAUCUGAUGGGAACAGAAAAGCAACAUUUAUGAGUGGAAACCAGUUUUAUUCUAGUCACCCAGAAAGAUUCAGUGAUUAUAAUCAGGUCCUGAGUAGAGAGAGUCUGACUGGACGUUGUUACUGGGAGGUGGAGAAAGGUCUGGGUGGAAUUCAUCUUGUAGUAGCAUACAAAGACCAUAACACUGUAAAUGUGAAAUUUGGAGAGAGUAAGAAGUCGUUUGCAUUAGGUUUUUUCAAACAGCGUUAUGAAUUUAAACAUAACAAAGUCCUCACUACUAUCUCAGCUCCUCACUCCUCCAUUGUUGGAGUGUACCUGGAUCACAGAGCAGGUAUUCUGUCCUUCUACAGCGUCUCUGAAACCAUGACUCUCAUCCUCAGAGUCCAGACCACAUUCACUCAGCCUCUAUACGCUGGACUUGUUAUGUGUGGUCCAAUUGGAUGCACUGCUGAACUGUGUGAGUUGACAGGGGCAAACCUGGUCAAAUAGAUAAUGUGGGAACCAGAAUGUUGCCUUUCUGUUUAUUCUUGUUUUAAGCGCUUAGCACAGUGGUACCUGGUGUUUGCUCUUCCUGUGACUGCUCGUGCUAUAACUAAGCCUGCGACACUACAGAGCCCUAAAAGGGACAUGGGCAAAACUCAGAGGUGCUCACAGGGGUCUUAAAAGAUGAGGACUUUCCUAUCGGAAAAAGAUUUUCCUAUGAAAAAGGGUCACCGAUUGAAAGUCCUUUAAUACACUGAAAAUGAUGUACAUUUUUAUAAGAUCCUUGAUAAAUACUUCACUUAAAGUCCUGUUUUUAAAUAUUCCAUUUAUAUAUUUGCAGUAAACAUAAGAAAAUGAACUACUGUUUUAUCUUUAAAUCGGACCAAAUUGAUGGACACCUUUUUCUUUCUUUUUAUUGUUGUAGGUCUGGCACAUACUCUCUCUAUUAAUUUUGAGUAUACUUUGCAUAAAAAAUAUGUAAUAUAUACC
Molecule: messenger RNA, 2199 nt
Organism: Pseudoliparis swirei
Lineage: Eukaryota; Metazoa; Chordata; Actinopteri; Perciformes; Liparidae
Product: E3 ubiquitin/ISG15 ligase TRIM25-like
Exons: 1
Coding region: 34-1716 (560 amino acids)
Molecular function (GO): protein binding; zinc ion binding
Source: RefSeq, a predicted model, not a curated record